AUGGGAGGAUUGUCUAGUUGGAUACUAUAUCGGAAAGAGGCGCCUUAUCAAUUGACGCAAGACACCCUUAAGCACGUUUGGGGGGAGGAGUUAGUUGAGGUAAUUGCAGCUGAUAUGGGUUUCUACUACCUGCGUAUUCCAAAUGAGGAGUUCAGGAAGAAAAUUCUCGAAGGUGGGCUGAUUAUGGUAGCAAAAAUCCAGCUUAUUCUCCAUCAAUGGCAUCCCAAGAUGGAGCUCAAGAAGGAUUGUCAUAACUCUGUGCCUAUAUGGAUCCGUUUAAGAAAUGUUCCAGUUGUAUGUUGGUCUGCACCUGGUUUGAGCACUCUUGCUAGUGCUCUUGGUAAGCCGUUAUUUGUUGAUAGCAGAACAGAACAGAUGGCUAUGGUUGCCUUUGCUCGUAUUUGUGUGGAGAUUGAUGCUUCGAGCUCUUUUCCUGAAGUCAUUAAGUUCUCCCUUAAUGGUGAGAGUCGCUCUAUAGAUGUUCAUUAUGAAUGGGUGCCAACUAUCUGCCCCUCUUGUUGCACUUUUGGGCACAGAUGUGCUAUGCCUGGUGAACUUAAGUCGAAGUCUGGCUGUGCAGAUGCUAAUCCAACCUCGGUCCGUCCAGAAAACGAGUGGAGGGAAGUUCGGGGGAAGCGAAACAACAGACCCCUGAUUCAACCAGAGAACCCCCCUCCCUCACCUAGCACUAUGGUUCCCCCUCAGUCAGAAGGUCAAGAUUCAGGGAAAUCCUCUUCGGAUUCGUCAUCUUCAGAUGAAGAAGGGGUGGAUGAAACUACUUCGGGUAAGAGCGACUCGGACUCACCGCUUGUGGUAGCUUCAUCUAUUCUGGAGGAGACUAUUUCUCCCCCAUCUCUCCCAGAUCCUUUGAUAGAUGUUCCUGUUCGCCUGAAAGGACCUCUUCGAUAUGCAUCUGCUGAUGCGACUCAGGCUAUUCAUGGUGGGUUGCUUUGUCUUAAUAGCGGUAGCUCUUUCAAUCUUUUCGUUAUUUAUGCGGAACAUUCCUUCGUUUUGAGAAGACCCCUUUGGAAUGAGCUUAUGCGCCUUAGUCUAGUGCUCUCGAACUCGCCGUGGAUUAUCGCUGGAGACUUCAACGCGAUUCGGGAUGCAUCGGAUAGAGCCGAUUCUUCUAACUAUUGGAUCCCCUCGUUUAAUGACUUUGGAGAGUGUCUUGCUGAAGCUGGAUUGGAAGAUCUGAGAUAUGUGGGAAAUAGAUUCACGUGGGCAACAUCUUCAGGUUUGAAUCGCAGGCUUAGGAAAAUUGAUAGGGUUUUGAUCAACUCAGCUUGGAAUUCGAUGUUUUCGUUCUCGGAAGCAUCUUUUUUGGCCCAAGGGGUGUCGGAUCAUUGCCCAAUGGUUGUUAGAAUCAUGCCUGUUCCCAAUACCCGCAAGCCUUUCAAGUUCUUCAACUUUUGGAUGAGCCACCCCUCCUUCUUUGACAUGGUCUUGCAUACUUGGAAUUCUGAAUUUCCUGGUACGUCUAUGUAUUCCCUGUGCUGUAAGCUUCGUGCGCUCAAGUGCAGGCUUAAGCAUCUAAAUAGGAUGGCCUAUGCGGACAUAACUAUGAGAACUGAUGAAGCUAGAGCCCAGCUCUCUUUGGCCCAGGAAGCCAUUCAACUUGAUCCGUUUAACCGAGGCCCCCGGCGGAUACGAGAGAAGGAGAAGUUACAAAUAUUUUUUGACCUUCGCCUCCAAGAGGAAUCAUUUUAUAGGCAAAAGUCGAGAGUGAGGUGGCUUAAGGAAGGAGAUCUAAAUACAAAAUUUUUCCACCAAUCCGUCAAACAAUCCCACCUACGAAAUAGAAUUAUUUCAAUCCAUGAUGGAGAACGUUUGGUCUCUCACCCGCCUGAGGUGCAUCAGCUCUUUAUCUCUCAUUUCCAGGAUCUUUUGGCGGCCUCUCCUCCAUCCGCGGUGCCCUUGGUUGCCGAAAUCCAGGAGAAGUUGAUGCACACUCUCAAUGAUAUACAGAUCCAAGAGUUGUCUCACCCUGUUUCGGAUGAGGAAAUUCGGUCUACUCUGUUCUCCCUUGCUUCCGGUAAAUCCCCCGGCCCGAGAUGGCUUUAA
Eucalyptus grandis is the source of this 2064-nucleotide messenger RNA. RefSeq lists its product as uncharacterized. The coding region runs from base 1 to 2064 and encodes 687 amino acids. Gene Ontology annotation, molecular function: catalytic activity. The record is from RefSeq and is a predicted model, not a curated record. The transcript has 3 exons. Lineage: Eukaryota; Viridiplantae; Streptophyta; Magnoliopsida; Myrtales; Myrtaceae.